AUGGAUCCCAAAUUGAUCAAGGCGGAUGAUGAUGAUGAUAAUUCGAUGAUGGAGAUCUCUGAGGAGAAGAAUCAAUCAAAGAAGCGCAAGGCAGAUGAUUCUUCCCCGCUGGAUUCUUCUUUCGAUGAUGGCGAAAACAACGAACAAGAAGAAGAACAAGACGGUGGCGAUGAUGAGGAGGAUGACGUGUCCAGCCGUGAGAAAGGCCAAGAAUGGGACGUGGAUAGUUUCGACGAGGGGGAAGGAUACAAACCUAAAAAGAAGUUUGAUCCCAACGAUGAGGAAGCUAUGAAAAAUGCGUCGAUACAGACUUCAGAUGUAUCAAUCCAAUGGUUUCGACGUAGAUAA
This is a messenger RNA of Camelina sativa (false flax), 348 nucleotides long. NCBI's taxonomy places the organism in Eukaryota, Viridiplantae, Streptophyta, Magnoliopsida, Brassicales, Brassicaceae. The record is from RefSeq and is a predicted model, not a curated record.